GUCACGGCGUUCCUACCACACGUCCUAUUUAAUACGAGUAAAUACUAAGCCGCCGCUUAAUCUAUAAAUUCCUUCAAGAACCUAACUUUCUAUCCUUCAAUUUCAACGACUAAUUAAACCCUUAAUCUAUUUUUAACAAACAAAUAAUCCACAAAAUCUCUCAUAAUCCAAACAAAAGCUUCAAAUUAUUGUUGAAUUUUGGAUCAAGUUUUUUUUGAUGAUUGUGAAGAAUUCAACGACGACGGCGAAGAUGGUGGUAGUAGAUGCCGAGAUUUUGUGUCAGACGAAUGUUUCCGUUGAGUACAUCGGCGUUUCAACGGCGGCGCCGGUAGUCGUCGAUGAGGAUUUGGACUUCUUUGAUGUUUCUGCUACUGCUACGUCUUCUUCUCUUCCAAAAUCUCGUGAAUUUCGCUCUGCUGAUUUGGUUUCUGUUGAUAUUUCUUGUUCUGACUCGGGUGUGAGAUGCUCAACUAAUACUCAGACGACUAUAAUCGAUUCAGCUAGAAGCAGUAAUGUUAUCCCAGCUAUUCGUUCGGGUAGCUAUACUGAUAUUGGACCUCGUAGAUCCAAUGAAGAUGAGCAUAUUCGUGUUGAUGAUCUUUCAGCUCAGUUGGGUUCUCUAUACAAUUGGCCUCUUCCGGGUGCCUUCUAUGCUGUGUUUGAUGGUCAUGGAGGUUCUGAUGCAGCUGCUUAUGUCAGGACGAAUGCAAUGAGAUUUUUCUUUGAAGAUGCUAAUUUGCCACAAACAUCUGUUGUUGAUCAAGCAUUCUUGGGAGAAUUGGAGAGUUCUCAUUUGAGAGCAUUUUUAAUUGCUGACCAGGCCUUAGCUGAUGAAUGUAGUGUUGAUGCCUAUUGUGGGACAACAGCAAUAACUGCCCUGGUUUUAGGAAGACAUCUGGUUGUUGCUAAUGCUGGUGACUGUCGUGCUGUUCUUUGUAGGAAAGGUGUUGCAGUCCAGUUGUCUCAAGAUCACAGACCAACUUGUCUGGCAGAACGACAAAGAGUUGAGAAACUAGGUGGUAUUAUUGAAUACGGUUGCUUAAAUGGUGAUCUUGCAAUUACUCGAGCCCUUGGAGAUUGGUAUAUGAAGCUUCCAUUUGGGUCUGCAUCUCCUCUUACUGCAGAACCAGAAGUUAAGCAAAUGUUGUUGACUGAGGAUGAUGAGUUCAUGAUACUUGGUUGCGAUGGCAUCUGGGAUGUGAUGUCUAACCAAGAAGCAGUGAAUGUCGUUCGCUGUGAGCUUAAGCUGCACAAUGACCCGCAGCAGUCUGCCAGAGAACUUGUGAAUCAAGCUUUAUGUAAAGACACAGAUGACAAUCUCACUGCAAUCGUUGUAUGCUUUACUUCUCCUGAUCACCGAACUUCAGUUCCAUCCCAGAGGCCAAGAUUCAGGUGUUGCAGUUUGUCCGAGGACGCGAGGAAGAAGCUGCAAAGUUUGUUAGGAAGCAAUUGAGUGUAAACUAGCAUUGUUUGAUGACCAUAUUAAUAUAUUCUUCCUACAAUGUGUAUAAAUGAAUUGUUUCAUUUCUGGUUUCAUGUCUGUUUGAGGCUGCUUCAGGGAAGUGAGAAAAAGCAGCCAGCAGUUUUGCAAGGCUAUUGCAUUGUAGUAUAUGUGCUGUCAAUUCUUUUUAAUGGAAGGAUAAAACUUGUGGUGUGA
Solanum dulcamara is the source of this 1657-nucleotide messenger RNA. Its product is annotated as probable protein phosphatase 2C 49. Bases 218 to 1453 code for a protein of 411 amino acids. The transcript has 2 exons. NCBI's taxonomy places the organism in Eukaryota, Viridiplantae, Streptophyta, Magnoliopsida, Solanales, Solanaceae. Gene Ontology annotation, molecular function: protein serine/threonine phosphatase activity; cation binding. Gene Ontology annotation, biological process: protein dephosphorylation. The record is from RefSeq and is a predicted model, not a curated record.